This is a messenger RNA of Helianthus annuus (common sunflower), 1136 nucleotides long. RefSeq names its product mitochondrial import inner membrane translocase subunit TIM17-2. Gene Ontology annotation, biological process: protein import into mitochondrial matrix. Gene Ontology annotation, molecular function: transmembrane protein transporter activity. The transcript is spliced from 2 exons. Gene Ontology annotation, cellular component: mitochondrial inner membrane; TIM23 mitochondrial import inner membrane translocase complex. The record is from RefSeq and is a predicted model, not a curated record. NCBI's taxonomy places the organism in Eukaryota, Viridiplantae, Streptophyta, Magnoliopsida, Asterales, Asteraceae. The coding region runs from base 176 to 856 and encodes 226 amino acids.
GUCAAAAAGAUAGAAACAAAACUGAGUAGCCAGAGUAAAAUAGUCAAUCUUCAGGGGUGCAAUCUAUAAAUUAAGAGCUUAAGGAGUUUACUGCAUACCAAACACUCCACAAUCUCUCCGUCGAUCCACCCGUUCAAACACCGGCGACGAGGUAAUUUAUUGCAUCUAAAUUAUUAUGGGGACCCCAGAGACAUCUCGUGAACCUUGUCCGGACCGUAUACUGGACGACAUCGGUGGAGCCUUUGGUAUGGGUGCAGUCGGAGGUUCAGCCUUCCACUUCUUGAAAGGAACCUACAACUCUCCAAAAGGCUUGCGACUUACUGGCGGUGUUCAAGCGGUGCAGAUGAAUGCUCCACGUGUUGGCGGCAGUUUCGCUGUCUGGGGCGGGCUUUUCUCCACUUUUGACUGCACGAUGGUGUAUAUCCGCCAGAAAGAGGAUCCAUGGAACUCGAUAAUAGCCGGUGCUGCCACCGGAGGGUUUCUCCAGAUGCGUCAAGGGCUCGGAGCCGCCUCUAGGUCAGCGGCUUUUGGUGGAGUUCUACUUGCUAUGAUUGAGGGUGCUGGAAUCAUGUUGAAUAAGCUCAUGAGUGCACCCCAGAAUCUCCCUCCGAUGGAAGAGGCUGUGCCGCCUAACGUGAGCGGUAUACCGCAAGUUCCCAUGGGACAUCUUUCCAAUCAAGCUCAAGUAAACAUUGACGGCAUGGCAUCAUCAUCGACAUCAUCAUCGUCGUCGUCAUGGUUUGGAGGGCUGUUUGGUGGCGGAAAACAGGAGGAAACUGCCCCAAGCAAUGGUGCGAAGACACAGGUAUUAGAGAGCUUUGAUGCUCCAAACCCGCCUUCGUUUGAAUACAAGUAAACGGCAACAAAAGGGGUCGGACUUUUGGAAUUCGGGAAUGGGAUUGGAGGUCGUAUUUCACUUGUGAGGUUUGUUUUGGCGCAUAUUUUUUGUAUAAAUGUUUGUAACCAAAUAAUCGACAGUCCAGCUAAACCGUAGCUCGAGCUGAACAUCAGCGCUGAUACCAAUUGUUUAGAUGCUAGUUAGCCCGCACGAGAUAAAACUGCAUAAGCUCAUCAGAGCUUUCGUUCUAAAACAAAUCGGUUAUAAAAAUCAGUCAAACAAAGUUAUUAUUAGUUUA